AUGUAUGAGCUACGGAGUAACAUCUACAAUGAUCAGGAUACUUCAUUUACAUUUUAUGUUUUAGACACAAUGGCUACAAAUGCGCAUACCACUGCUGACAAAGCAAUCAGUAAAAGUUUUGGAUCAAUAUCACCAGAAGAGAUACAAGAAGGGAAAGAAGUAUUUGAAACCGAUGGUGUAAAAGGGUAUGAAGCGUAUCUACAAAACAAAAUAGAUGCAUGGAAAACUAUUCCUUUAAACAUUGGCAUCGUUGGGAACGCUGGUUCCGGAAAGUCAAGCUUCAUCAAUGCCGUCAGAGAUUUAAAUGGAGAUGAUGAAGGUGCAGCAAAAGUUGGAGUUACAGAAACAACUAAGGAACCAAGAGCAUAUUCUCAUCCAAAUAAUGAGUUAAUGAAGUUUUGGGAUUUACCAGGCGCUGGAACUCCAUCAUUUCCAAAAGAAUCUUAUCUCGAACGAAUUGGUUUUGACAAAUUUGAUUUCUUUCUUAUCGUUACCCAUAAAAGGUUCACUGAAACCGAUGCCCAACUUGCGCAAGAAAUAACAAACAAGGGAAAGCAAUUCUUUUUUGUUCGAACGCAUAUUCAACAGGAUAUUGAGAAUGAUAAAAAGACUCAUCCAAAAAAGCACAAAAAAGAACAAGAAUUAGUAGAUGAAAUACUUAGAAAUUUAAAAGAAAAUCUUCGAGCUCUUUUACAAGAAGAUAAAGUCUUUCUUAUCGACAAUUACGAACGAGACAAAUUCGAUUUUAAUCGGUUGGCACAAAGUCUCAUCGAAGAUUUUCCAGAUCUUAAGCGACAAGCAUUUAUUUUUUCCAUAAACGCGUUUAGCAAACAAAUGGUAAAGGCAAAAGUUAUGGAACUUCACUCGACAAUAUGGGAAUAUAGUGUGUUGUCUGGUUUGGUGGCUACUGUUCCUUUGCCUGGUCUCUCUUUCGCCGUCGAUUUAACGUUCAUUGUUAAAUUAAGCAAGUUCUUCUUUAAUCAACUUGGUCUUGACGAAUCUUCCCUGGAGAGAACGGCCAGCCUUGCAAAUACAGAUCCAUCGACAUUGAAAACCAUUGUUAAAAAGAAUUUUGAUGUGAGCUUGUUUCUUACAUCACAAGGGAUCAAGGAAUUUCUGGUUACCAUCCCAGCUGCAAUACUUUCAGAGGCAGCCGAAGAAUAUUUGCGUUUGCUUCCUGGUAUUGGCUCUUUGAUUGCAGCACCAAUCUCAGCUGGUACUACUUAUUACAUUCUCGACCAGAUCUUGAAGAAAAUGGAGGAAGUCGCCUUACUAGUUCUAGAAACGACUACUCAGGAAGUUUCCACCGAUGCGGCAGAUGAAGAACAAAACUAA
Molecule: messenger RNA, 1335 nt
Organism: Adineta ricciae
Lineage: Eukaryota; Metazoa; Rotifera; Eurotatoria; Adinetida; Adinetidae
Source: the annotation of a GenBank genome assembly